AUGAGCUCCACUGACACUUAUCCUGGACUUUUGCACUCCAUCUCCCCACCUCUUGUCGCCUUUGAACAUCGCCACAAUCCUCAAUCUCAGGCUUCUAAUACCCUUAUUUUCUUAGGCGGCCUCGCCGAUGGACUCCUCACAGUUCCAUACGUUCCCCACAUUCAAUUCGCCCUCCCUUCCUCGUGGGCUCUUGUUGAAACCACUCUUUCCUCUUCCUAUAGACAAUUUGGAAUUGCGUCACUGGGUGAAGAUGUAGCCGAAAUAGCGCGGCUUGUUGAAUACUUUCACACAUUGCAUCCAAAAGGUAAAAUUGUUCUGCUUGGUCACUCCACAGGAAGCCAGCAAAUUAUGCACUACUCCAUUGCCCCUGGUUCUCGUCCAACGAUCGAUGGUGCCCUCUUUCAAGCCAGUGCCAGUGACCGCGAGGCGUUGGCGUCUUGGCUCUCGGCAGAUGAAUACCAGUCUGCUUGCGCAGUCGCCCAAUCUUAUAUUUCCGAAGGCAGAGGAGAAGAUGUCUUGCCCUUCGAGGUGACCGCGUCCUGCUUUCAGACCGCACCCUUGUCGGCAAGUAGAUGGAUCAGUCUUGCAAGUCCAGGAGACCAUGAGGGAGAAGAUGAUUAUUUCAGCAGCGAUUUUGACGACGAGAGAUUAAGUAAAAUAUUCGGAGAAUUAGGAAAGACGGGCAAAAGAAUUGGUUUUUUGUACAGCGGAAGUGAUCAGUAUGUGCCUAGUACAGUCGACAAGUCGAAGCUCGUGGAGAAUUGGCACGAGCACGUUAGGCGUGGAGGAGGUAUCAUCGACGAAGGAAGUGGAAUCGUGCGAGGCGCAAGCCAUACGCUUAAAGAAGGUGGAGAGCCGCUUGAAAAUCUAGUCGGAAGGGUUAUUGGUUUUCUAGAGAGGCUGGAAAAAGAGGACAAGUCGUAG
Molecule: messenger RNA, 924 nt
Organism: Letharia columbiana
Lineage: Eukaryota; Fungi; Ascomycota; Lecanoromycetes; Lecanorales; Parmeliaceae
Exons: 1
Coding region: 1-924 (307 amino acids)
Source: RefSeq, a predicted model, not a curated record